UAGACGCAGUUCCGAGAGUCCCUAUCAGUUGCACAAUAUGUCACCGCUUAAGAAGACACCCAUUGAGGAAAAUAAGAUAAUAUCAGCUCUGAUUGGUUGCGAACCCGAACCUCUAUUAGCGAUGAGUUGCCAGAGCUCUCCCACAUCGUCCACAUCUUCGGCUCAAUACAAGAGUAUUUGUUCAUUGAGUGAUCUCGUGGACAGAGAACUGGUCGCUACUAUUGGAUGGGCAAAACAAAUUCCCGGUUUUACAGAUUUGAUUCUUAACGAUCAGAUGAGACUAUUGCAGACCACUUGGGCUGAAGUUCUUUCCCUUUCAUUAGCUUUUCGAUCUCAUCAGUAUUGUAUGCAAUGCACGCCAACGACAGGGUCGGCACCAGCAAGUGUUGGCACAACACCCACUAAACUUGUUUUUGCCAACGACUUGAUUAUGGAUUCAGAACAGGCCGGACAGUGCAGAGCUGAUGAACUGUUUAACCAUUCAAUACAAUUAGUAAAAAGACUUAAUUUUGUA
Messenger RNA from Medioppia subpectinata, 514 nucleotides. NCBI's taxonomy places the organism in Eukaryota, Metazoa, Arthropoda, Arachnida, Sarcoptiformes, Oppiidae. The record is from the annotation of a GenBank genome assembly.